This is a messenger RNA of Thalassophryne amazonica, 1150 nucleotides long. RefSeq names its product CLN5 intracellular trafficking protein (gene cln5). Lineage: Eukaryota; Metazoa; Chordata; Actinopteri; Batrachoidiformes; Batrachoididae. Gene Ontology annotation, biological process: lysosome organization. Gene Ontology annotation, cellular component: lysosome; lysosomal membrane. The transcript is spliced from 5 exons. Gene Ontology annotation, molecular function: hydrolase activity, acting on glycosyl bonds. The record is from RefSeq and is a predicted model, not a curated record. Bases 59 to 1048 code for a protein of 329 amino acids.
AGUCAGUAAUGAGGAAGUGUUCCUGUGUUGUGUUUUGGGUGCAGAAGUUGGCUGUGAAAUGAGCUACGUGGAGAGAGUUUUUUGUUUAAAUCUGCUCCUGAAUCUCAGUGUUACCGGACAGAUGAGGAAUACCGAACAGCAGUGGCCUGUUCCCUACAGACGUUAUGAUCGACGCCCUGCGGUGGACUCUUACUGUCAGGCCCUCUACACCUUCUGUCCUACUGGGGACACAGAUGGACGGAUUCCCUACACGAGAGACACUGACGUCAUUUCAGUUUACCGGCUGCAGGCGCCUGUGUGGGAAUUCAAGUUCGGAGACUUGCUGGGGAAGUUAAACAUCAUGCAUGAUGCCAUUGGGUUCAGCAGUUUGGAAACGGGCUCAAACUACACCAUGGAAUGGUACGAAUUGUUUCAACUGGGAAACUGCACCUUCCCUCACUUGAGACCUGAGAUGAACGCCCCUUUCUGGUGCAAUCAGGGAGCUGCAUGCUUCUUUGAAGGCAUAGACAACUUACACUGGUCUCAAAACGGCACCUUGGAGAAAAUCGGAGAAAUCACCGGGACUCAGUUUAACAAGAUGGCCCAGUGGGUCCAGGAUGACAACAAAACUGGGAUUUACUACGAGACUUGGACAGUCUGCUCUGACCCCAGCCCCAAUGCCACGGUGUGGUUCGAGUCUUACGACUGCUCCCAGUUUGUCCACCGCACUUACAGGAAACUGGCUGAGCUGGGUGCCAAAUUAUUGAGUCGUACCCAAACUAACUACACGAAGAUCUACCUGUACAGCGGAGAGCCCAGCUUCCUCGGUAACGACAGCACCAUAUUCAGCCAGCCGGCUCUGAAGCACCUGGCAACAGACAUCCGAAAAUUUUACCACACGUUCAGACCUCAUCAGUCAUUUAUUGACUUUGCUGUCAGCUUAUUGGAGGCUUUUAAAAAAGUUGUGUUGGAGAAGAGCUUUUACCUGUAUUAUAACUUUGAGUACUGGUAUCUGCCAAUGAAACCUCCAUAUGUGAAGAUCACCUAUGAGGAAGUGCCUUUACCCUGAAAUUUGGUUUGAACCAAAUGGCCCAUGGGCCAAGCAGGUUUUCGGUACCAUUUAAAGGGAGUGAACACUUACAAUCCAGCCUCAGUGUACCAUGGCCUACAA